Molecule: messenger RNA, 2278 nt
Organism: Oncorhynchus gorbuscha (pink salmon)
Lineage: Eukaryota; Metazoa; Chordata; Actinopteri; Salmoniformes; Salmonidae
Product: ammonium transporter Rh type B-like
Exons: 1
Coding region: 230-1657 (475 amino acids)
Biological process (GO): ammonium homeostasis; ammonium transmembrane transport
Cellular component (GO): plasma membrane
Molecular function (GO): ammonium channel activity
Source: RefSeq, a predicted model, not a curated record
UAACUUGGUAAACUAUAUUUCAGAGUAGCUUUCCACACAAUGCCUGGGAGAUGGUUUAUUGUAAAGGCCAAAGUACAAGUAGUAACAUUGCUCUACAAAGGGGGUGUGGUCUAUGCACAUCAGUCUUAGUAAAAACUCCAGCAAUGUUCUAGGCCUUUCUUAUCGAGGGUGAGAUGAUAUAAAGGCAGAGAAAAGCAAUUCUGGUCAUUUGUCUGAAAAAGCUCUCAACAUGAAAAAGCAUUCCACCAGUCUGAGGGUGAGACUGCCUGUCCUGGUGCUGGUCCUGGAGGUUCUCCUCCUAUCUCUCUACACUGCCUUUGUCACCUAUGACAAUGAUGCUAAUGCUAAACUGCAGAACAAUGAGACCAAACCCAUGGACAACGCACUGUACCGAGAUUACCCAUACUUUGCUGACAUUCAGGUGAUGAUAUUCAUUGGAUUUGGGUGCCUUCUGGCCUUCUUCCGUCUCUACGGCUUCAGUGGAAUGGUCUUCAAUUUCCUGACGGCCACCUUCGCCAUCCAGUGGGCCAUCCUGGUACAGGGCUACUUCCAGUUCAGCCAUGCUGGGAAGAUCCACCUGGGGGUCAUCAACCUGAUCAAUGCUGAGUUUGCCUGUGCCGUGGUGCUCAUUUCCUUCGGGGCUGUCCUGGGAAAGACCAGCCCAGUGCAGCUCCUAGUCAUGGCCCUGCUGGAGGUCCCAGUGUUCUCAGUCAAUGAAUGGGCCGUGCUCAAGUACCUGAGGAUCAACGAUGCAGGGGGAUCGAUCCUCAUCCACCUGUUUGCCUGCUAUUUCGGCCUGGGUGCAACAUUUGUCCUGUACAGGCCACGUCUGAACGAGGGUCACGCCAAGGAGAACACCAGCUACCAGUCAGACAUCCUGUCAGUUAUGGGCACCCUGUUCCUCUGGGUGUUCUGGCCCUCCUUUAACUCGGCUCUAACCCUGAAGGGAGACGACCAGCACAGGGCCAUCCUGCACACCUUCAUAGGCCUCAGCUCCUCCACCCUCACCGCCUUCGCCCUCUCUGCCAUGCUCAACAAGAAUGGCAAGAUUACAAUGGCCGACAUCCAGAACGUGACCCUGGCGGGCGGGGUGACAGUGGGGGCGUCGGUGGACAUGAUGAUCUCUCCUGCGGCUGCGUACGCACUGGGUGUGAUGGGCUGCAUCGCCUGCAUGCUGGGAUACAAGUACCUCAGCCCCUUCCUGGCCCGCCACCUCCGGAUCCAGGACCAGUGUGGUAUCCACAACCUGCAUGGCCUCACAGGACUCAUAUCCUGUGCCGCAGGGAUAUGUGCCAUCCUGACAGCCACUGAGGAGGUGUAUGGACCCAGCAUGUAUGAGAUCUUUAGCCACAGGGCACCUAUGGAAGGAGAUCCUAAGCUUCUAGAGCUCCAGGAGUUGAUCCCUGGUCUGCAGCCAGGUCUGGGGCGCAGUGCCAGGGAACAGGCCCUCUACCAGAUGGCAGCUGUGUUCUCCACUAUGGGAGUGGCAACACUAGGGGGCAUAUUGACAGGCUUUGUGUUGAAGCUGCCGUAUCUUGCAUCACCCUCAGAUGACCUCUGCUUUGAUGAUGAGCUAUUUUUCAAUGUUCCGCCUCAUUAUGAUUGUCUGAUGGCCCUAAAUGGUCAAAUCAAAACUGAUGAUUCGACAGCAUCAUAGGGUGCUAGCUAUGCAUUUAGUUGUAUAAAUAAGUUUAAUGCUGAAUGACGGUAAAACAUUUAAAUUGAUUAGAUAAUCAUGCAGUUUAGCAAUAUAAUAAAUCCUCAUUCGUGGUUAAUGUACUCUGUGAUCCAUUUCUCUUUCUUGCACUUUUUUAUUUUACAUUCCCACAUGAGAGGUUUUAUGGACACAAACUUGGUUUUGUAACCAAAUUAACCAUUGGGUUUUUAUUUGUACUUAUUUUAAGAUGUUUUAGUAUGCAAGUCUAUGUCUCGCUGCUUAAUGAAAUCCAUUUGUCUAUUUUAGUGGUUUGUAAAAGUGCGUCAUCUCAUACUGACUACAGUAGCCUCACACACCUGACUGUUAAAUGUAUUGAGGUCAGAGGGCUUUUGUUUUCAAGUGUGGUACAACAUUGGUAAUUUUAUGUCAAAUGACCUGAGAAUGAAUACAAUUUUGCGGUUCGCAAAAAAAUUGCAAAUGUGGGCACUCAAACCACAUGAUUAUAUCAUUCAUACAAUGUAAAUUAACAUAAUACAGAAUAUUGACACAUCCACAUAAUACAGAAUAUUGACACUAAUUUGAUGACUCUAUUAAUAAAGGAGCUCUCAUUUUACAAUCCCA